This is a messenger RNA of Coniophora puteana RWD-64-598 SS2, 8985 nucleotides long. RefSeq lists its product as uncharacterized. The transcript has 14 exons. The record is from RefSeq and is a predicted model, not a curated record. The coding region runs from base 1 to 8985 and encodes 2994 amino acids. NCBI's taxonomy places the organism in Eukaryota, Fungi, Basidiomycota, Agaricomycetes, Boletales, Coniophoraceae. Gene Ontology annotation, molecular function: protein serine/threonine kinase activity. Gene Ontology annotation, biological process: DNA repair.
AUGAAUAAUCUAAACACUGUUCUUCAGCAGCUCAAGAGCGACAAGGUCAAAGAGCGACAAGAGGGCAUUUCGUCAAUCCGCAACGUCUUUACACGAGAUCACGCAGUUGACAACCUUGAUGACACGCAGGAUGGUCGCGCAUGGCUUGUCGUCUUUCAAGCUAUCUUCACCAACGUUCUCAAAGAGAAGGAGGCGACGGCAAAGAAGUCAGGAGCGGCGCCCGCACUGCGUCGUUUGGACGAUGCCGUUUCUUGCUUGCGAUGGCUCACCUUGCGGAGCGUCCACCUCCUGAACAAGAAAGUGAUUAAACCUCUCAUGGCACAUCUUUUGCAGAUGAUGGUAGACAAAGGGGAGCUCAAUGGUCAUGUCUGCCUAGACUACCUCAAGAUAAUCAGAUGUGUGCUGAGCUGGACACCUCAUCUGGAGAAUCUCGAAGAAAGUACAUGGAUUGACCUCGUCAAGAUGGCUUUCAACGUUGUUUUGGGCGACCCUCUGCGGAGGAAAUUAGAUGAAUGUCUUGAUGACGGAGGAGAGAUUGAUGCAAUGGAUGUCGAUGACUCAAUGUACCAAAAUGACUCAGGCGUAGAUGAAGAAGAGGGUGCAUUGACUGCAUCGUCGCGCAAGCGACGGAGAGAUGCAAGCGCGACUCCCGGUCCCAGCUCCAAACGCCUUCAUUCUUCCAAGACUGGUCCUACUGCUUCUCUCGAGCAGAUUGAAUUUACCUCUCUAUUGGUCAUACUUCUCCGCUCUCCUUCCGCUCCCUUAGUGGCGUCUCAAUAUCCCUACAUGCCAUCUGCUAUCCUUGUACGGAUGCGACGCUUUCUGGAAAAGUUUCCUGGCGAUACCUCUUUGCACCACGAUUACCUCAUUGCCCUUCAGGCUGUCCUGUCCCACUAUGCACUCAAUCAAACCGACGAAGUGAAGAGAUUUGCUCAAGACUCUUGGGAUGGUCUAGUCGGUCUCUGGGGCACCAAGAACAAACAAUUGAAAGAAUUUCUGCUUGAUACUGGUGGUGGACCGCCAUCAGCUUGGUCUGAUAGGAUUUAUCGACUCUGGCACCUACUCAACGGCGAGGCUGACAUUCGAUGGGGGGUAGACAAUCUACUGUUGGAAUGCAUCAGGCUAGAAGUAUCGACUUUAAACAAGGGAAAAAACAACACAGAACCAUUCAUUUGUCGGACGUUUCGUGCGGGGUGGCAUUUUGAUGCCAGUCAAGCUAUGGCCUGGGCCGUACUAGAGCUUCAGGCAGAUUGCGUUAAUCAGCUGUUCAAUUAUUCGGAAUCUAUCCACAAUGCGACGCUCAACCCUGCAAUGGCAGGCAACAAACAUCAAAGGAGAGAGGAUCCUAUCACAACGUUGUUAUUUUCCAUUCAGUCCGCUUCUCAUAACUCUGUUCGCGUUUACCGGCUGCAGGUCCUCCUGUUUUUUAUAGACCGAUACUGGUUCCGAAUACAUGAUACGCUGCAAGAUUCCGUGAUUAGCGUCCUCGUCCAAUUCAUCUCCUUUGAUGAUCCCAUAGUGCAGUCUUGGGUCUUCGUCUGUCUAGCCGCCAUUGCCGAGGCAGAAGGCGCUCAACUUUCCCUUCUAUCUUCCCAGCAACAGCAUGUCGCAGCUAGGCAGUCAACUAAUCAAACCUUUGAUAUUUGGGACCCCAUAUGGACCCAUGCUAUGCGCCGCGCCAACGUUCCGACUGUGUACCGCGCCGCAUGCCAUACAGCCUAUACUCUGAUGCGAUUCUCUCAGCAUUUUCUAGCAUCUCAUCGGAUGUUGUCGGAAAUCGAGACUUUUGCGAAAGACCUCGAGACGCAAGGUCCUACAGCUCCAACCGACUCCGUCUGCGUGUUCCUAACGGAGGCCUUGCGUAUCGCCGGGCAGGACGUAAGGCUUUAUCGCAUGCAGUUAGAAGAAAAAGUACUGGCAUGGCUUCUCGACAACCUUCGUUUAGGCCGAGCGAAGGAUACCACCAUGGAAAGAUACCGCAUGCCCUUAUAUACUCCCGGUGAUCUUUUGAUUCUUCUCCAAGGCGUUAUCGCAGUGCCGAAAAGAUGCGAGUUUGCAUGGUCUCCUUCGCUCCCGGAAAGCUCCAUCGUCGAUGUUCUGAUGGACGAGAAGAGCACCCAGCCAUUACGCGAUUACAUUCUACGCGCAAAACUCCUCGAUACGCAAGAUGGACAUCGAAAUAUCUCUAGCUCCGAAGAACCGCAGUCAUAUUUUGAAGAUCAAAUCACUGUCGAUGAAAAUGACCUCCUCCAACCAAAUGGUCGCGUUCGCCGGAUCUCUGGGACCUUGCUGAGCUCACUGGAGACUGUUCUGUCCCGGUUUGAGGCUUUCGCAGAGGCCAAAUCCCACCUUACCGCAGAGGUGCUUCGACAAUCUUUAGAUGCUGCAGUCGUUUCAUUGUCCUUUGAGUCCCUCAUGGUUUACAACGGCACUCGGCCCAACAAGCGAGUAAUUCAACUAGCAGGGAAUGUCAUCUCACUUAUCGCUCCUCUAAUAACGGACUCGAAAUGGACAUCUGAAGAAAGGCUUCUCAUUCUAAGAGGCUUGGAGCUGUUGAUUUCUGACGGCACAUCCGGCAAUCGUAAUGUCGCGUGGGACACGAUGCUAGCUGCGGGUUCUGGGACUGGCGUUAAGACUCAAAGAUCGGGAGACUCACGUUCACGUAGAGCCAUUCAAUCUGUGGGAUCCCGGUCGCGCUUUCGACAAGUGCUCUGGCGCAACCCAGAGAUUCGAGAAAUCUUUGGGCCAGUCUCGGGGGCUCUCAAGGACACUUUGAGAGUAUACUCGGGACAAGGAUCCGGCGGUGAUCAUGCUGCAAAUGUUUCGGACAAAGAUGGUUUUGGGCCCAUCCGAACGGGACAAUCAUCAGACCCGACCAACGAAAAGGGGAUGAGUGACAAUUUACGCAUUUCUGUCGUUAAGACCGCAGUAGAUUUGCUCGCUUUGCUUCCGAUGCUACAGGCAACUUCAGCUGAGCCUGUACGCGACAGGGAGCUCACCAACUUCUUUAUGGAGUGCUCUGAUGCUGACUUCAUUGCUCUUGGUCCUUCAUACUUUGAUCAAGUGGGUAAACGGCUGCUCAAUUUAUCUGCCGAUACCCUCGAUCAGUUUCUCCUCAAGUUGGAGCCAAUGCUCGGCCAGUACGCCUACAAACGGUCUGAAGAAGUGAUAUUAUAUGCUUGCCAUAUUCUUAACUCAACCAUGCAUCUUUGGCUCCAAGAUAGUUUUGCGAACGCCGAUGUUGGGGACCACGUCCGUGAACUCUGUUCCUGGCUUGCCAGAGUAGCACGGGAAAGGAAGAUACGAUCCUGGCGUAUUCGUGAUACCAUCUGCAGAUUCCUUAGCAAUUACGUGAAACUUGAUCCAGAGCAAAUAUUUUGGUCUACAGAAAAUGGUGAUGCCCAUAGCCCCUCAUUUCUCCUUCCAAUGAUGGGUGCGGACGAUGAUACAAGGGUCCGAUUCCGGGCAGCUACUUGCAAUGCACAGUUGUUAUCCCACUUGCAAAAAGCUGGCGUGGACGAAUCGCUAUUAUAUGACGAGAUCAAGAAAUGGCUCACCCGGGACUUGGGAGAGUUUGAACAGAUGUUGACGCGAAUGUUGACCUUGGGAAAUCUGAUGGUUGUCAGUUCUACAGUCAGGAGAGGGCCUUAUUGGCAUUUGAUUGAAGCCGCUUUCCACAGCUCUCUGUAUACCCGAUACAUACAAGCCAUCUUAAGGGCUGUUUCCGACAGGAUGGGUUUAUCCAAGCAUUCGGACCUGUUCGAAGCUUACGCUUCCCAGAUUGCAUCCUCAAUCAGGCAGGCUGGUCAAGAUAUUAUGCGACUCCCGCCGUCACUCCUUGGUUAUACGAGCCGGAAAGAAUGCGCCGACAGUACUUUCCUUGCGUUCACGCCCACGAAUUUGUUAGCCGUUGACACGGAUCCGAAUGCAACAGAACAUGGACAAGACUUGUUCUUGAGCCACUGCGCAGCAAUGGAGAAGGAGCCCAAAGAGGCUCUCAAAGAAUCUCUUGGAACCCUGAUCGGCUUUCUAUUAGUACAAUGGCUUGAUGGUUGCCCUGCUCAGGAUCGGUCUACCGAACAGCUAGAGCAGCUCUUUGCCUCAAGAAACAUCCGUCUUGCCGAAUAUGACGGAUUGGAACGCUGUAUCAAGUACAACGCUGACAGGGUUGUCACAAUGAUUUUGUGCACUCUGGCAGAUCAAGACUUCACGACCGAGGGCCCGGUUUUCCGUGCUCUACAUGAACUAGACAGCACUAGACCUGCCGCAAUGGUCUUCCGAAGUCUAUCUCAGUACAGACGACUAGACGACUGCUCCCUACACCAUCCCAACCUUCCGGCCUUCGGUACGCUGGCAGUGAUCAGUUCUUUGAAUUGGUGCUUUGAUAUUGUGCCAAAAGAGCAUAUGCGUGCUUUAUUAUUUCAUGUCCUGCAUCAAAUGUUCGCGGAGAUUCACAGGACACCCCUCAUCAACGAACAGAUGCGCCUUCUGAACGGUAUCACAUUAUUCGUUGCUCUGCAUCACCAAGACAUGCACGAUCCUACCUUAUUAUACGGUUUCGCUCGUCAGUCGUCUGCAUUGUUGCAAGAAGUAAUGCUGGUCCCCGCAGCACAGUCAUUCUUACAGUGGUCGUUCUCAGUUUACAAGGCGAAAGGGAUCGAUGAACCACGUCUCCCCGAUGUCUUGAUCCGGACAUGUGUUGCUGCCCACUCAUAUGCAACCAUUUCUGAGGAUAAAACAGCAAUUUCAUUGGGUAAUCGACUCCUCUCGUGGAUCGAUGAUCAGACGUAUGACCUAGCACAAGUUCCGGCUCUCUGGCCUCAAGUCAUGAAUGCCCUCUCUGCAUGGCCGCAUCAGCCGUCCACACAGCUACUGACGAUGUAUCAGGACAUCAACUAUGAGCGUCUGUCAGCGACACUUGGCGAUCAUCGCAUCUUAUCCAACAAGUUCCGCCUUGUUCGGCGAAUGCGUGACCUUGCGGCCAAACAGACCUAUGACAAGGAGCAAUUCGCUCGCGUAGACUUUUGGAGAUUAAAGGGCUCUAUACCUGCUAACAACCAGAUCCUGGAUCAUGACGUAGAGGCUUUCGCUUCUCUGCUUGUGCUCAAUGCUGGGGGUAUAUACAGCUUCAAAAAGGAGCAAACCAUGGCAUCUAGUAUGCGUCAAAUGCACCGGUACAAUGUAUCCAAACAAGAUCCUACCUUACGGAAAUCUUCUCAGAAAGCCAUCGUCGAAGUGUUGCUAUCACUUUUGGAUGGUGACGCUCCCAGCGUGGCGGAUCUGGCGUAUCGCACUCUUCGUUCCUUGAUGUCCGUUCAAAGCGCAGAUGCCAUUCUCCUGCAGUCCUGGGCAUCCGACCAACGCACUUGUCUCACAUAUCUGCAACAAUAUCCAGUUGGAACUUGUACGAAAGCCGCUGCGAAUUUGGUCCACCUGGCUGUUGGCCAGUCCAGAGCAGAAUGCGACUUUGCCACAUGGAUUACUAUGAUUACGACGACUCAACGAUGUUUUGCCACUGUUAGUGCACAAGGUUCUGGAGAAUGCAGCACAAAAUCGUUCAUCGACAGCUCCGUCACUGAAAUCAAUGCUCUCACAGUACUUCGCCGAUGUCCUACGGUCCACGGAUACGCAUGUCUCAUGUCUGCGGUCUAUUGGAGCAAUAACCCCGACUUGCUAGCUUAUGACAAAUGGUUAGAUAUUGACCACGAUCUCUUGGCUAGGAGCGCCGUUCGGUGCGGAGCUUACACCACCGCUCUUUUAUUCCUGGAGCUUUCUGUGGAGAAGGAGAAACCUAGGCGCAAUCCACAAGACACAGAGCAGAUUAUGUUCGACAUUUACAGCCACAUUGACGAACCUGACGGAUUCUAUGGCAUUGCAACCGCCGACAUGAGUGCCUUCCUGAUUCGGCGCUUCCACCACGAGAAGCAGUGGGACAAAGCUUUCCGGUUUCAUGGAGCUGGACUGGAGGCGCGAGACGACAGUCGCAAUGAUGCCGAUGGGUUGCUCAGUGCAUUCCGGGCCUUUGGAUUUGACCAUCUGGCUGUUGGAGCCUUACAUAAUACACAGGUUGGAGGCGACUCUCACUCUCAGUCGUCAACUCUUAGCUAUCAACUUGGUUGGAGAACGGAAACAUGGAACUUACCCGACCGCCUUGAUACUUCCAAUGCUGGCCUUUCUAUUUACAGGUCUCUUCGCGGUGUUUUCAGAGAACGGGACCCCGAGGCAACUAGGGUGAUCACGCAAGCCGCCUGCCGCGACGAAAUAGCUCGGAUGCGAGAACUAGGGAGCGAAAACAUUAUGGAAAUUCGCCAGGUCGCGCAGAACCUCAUGUGUCUUAAUCAAAUUGAUAAAUGGACCAACGUUGGAAUGCAGCAAAGUCUGGCUCGAAGGUCAAUCGAAGUAGAAGACCAGGUAGCCAUUGCAAGUAUUGAUCCUAGAUUUGAAUUUUCGGACAUGGAGAGUAUAAUGGCUACGCGACUCUCCUUGCUUCACUCCGCUAGACAGAAAGAACAACGAGACCAGAUCGGAGCAAUGACCACCCCCUUUCUUCAGCAGCUUAUCGAGCUAGAAAAGCAAUGUCUCAUUAACCUUUCCGAGGCCGCACGACAAUCAGAUCAGCUUCAAAUUGCGCUGAACUCUGUGGUGAAAGCCCGCCGCUUGGAGAGUGAAAAAGCGCUUGAUGUUUCGCAGGAGUUUGCGCACGUCCUUUGGCGUCUAAAUGAGCAGAGGCCAGCGGUACAAUUCCUUCGGGAAGUCACGCAACAGCCGAAUAUGGCGAAAGGGAAUGUCAGCUCUACCUUCAAGCGGCAAAAUGCUUUAUCGCUUGCCACGCUGGGAACAUGGAGUUCGGAAGGUUGCUUGGAGAGACCAGCAGACAUAACUACCCAGUUCUUCAUACCAGCUGUCAGACUUGCAGGCGAGCUGGAGAAUUACACGGAACAUGCAUGUGGCGAAGCAUGCUCCUCCGUAUAUCACCAAUACGCUAUGUUCGCUGAGCAACAAUAUCAGACCAUCAUCAAGUCUCCGGACAUGAUCCGGUGGAAAAUCUAUGUUGAUCGCAAAAUGCAAGAAAUCCGUCAACGAGAAGACCAAAUGAAGCAAGUACCAAGAUCCCAGCCUGGAUAUGAAGAGCAGAAGAGGAAUCAAGACCAUGAGCUCAAGAGGGCGAGAGCUAUACUCGAAGCUGAUACAAUCUCCUAUGAGCAACUCAAACAAGCUCAAUUUGCCUUCCUUGUCCAGGCUCUAGAGAUGUACUCUCGCUGUCUGUCGUCGGCUGACAAAUACGAUGACGAUGGGCCUAUUCGGUUAUGCUCCCUCUGGCUUGCCAACUUUGACAGUCCAGAACUGCAGACCAGUCUGGCUAACAUUCUACCCCGCAUCCCUUCUCGGAAAUUUGUCUUCUUGGCUCACCAGCUAUCUGCCCGUAUGGCGAAGUCAGACGAUAUUUUGGAAAGUCAGGCCAAUCUUCAAAGCCUCGUUCUUCGCAUGUGCCGCGAGCAUCCGUUCCAUAGUCUUUAUCAGGUCUACUCUUUGUCACCAGAGCAAUCAUCAAACAGUAGGCGAUCAUCUUCGAGGCACCAAGCGUCCUCGCAGACCGCUCGUGCUGAAGCUGCAAUCUCCGUACUCCAACGUCUCAGAGCGGAUCCUGCUUGCUGUGAUCGGCUUGAAGCUGUAGAGAGGCUCUGUGAGGCCGCUAUUCAAUGGGCCAACCAUCGGCUGCCAAAGGCGCCACCCAAGGGCUCAACUAUGAUACCUGAUACGUUCGCCAUACGCUCCAUUAAGGCUUUGCGCAUCCCGGUCAUGACCGCGCACACUCCCAUCGACCCCACCCUUGAAUACAAAAACUGUGUGCUGAUAUCGCACUAUGAAACUCACUACAAAACGGCCGGCGGUAUCAGCAUGCCCAAAAUAUGCGUUUGCGUAGGGGACAACGGCGAGAAAUUCACUCAACUCUUCAAAGGUCAUGAUGAUUUACGACAAGAUGCUGUCAUGGAGCAGGUUUUCGAUCUCGUGAAUGCUGUCUUACGAGUCGAUCGCGAGACAAGGCGCCGGAGCCUGAGUGUUCGUGGUUAUAAGGUGAUACCUCUGGCUCCUCAGGCCGGCGUUCUUGAGUUCGUGACGAACACAACACCGCUGCGAAACUGGGUGGCUGACGCUCACCAGAGAUAUCGGCCAAAAGAUUUGACAUUUCUCAAGACUACAGAUCUUUUGCGAGAUGCCCGUCAACAAAACUCUUCGCAAGGCCCUCUGGUCACCACGUACAAAACGAUACAGAAAAAGUUCCAACCCGUGAUGCGUUACUAUUUUACUGAGAAACACAAGCAUCCGAUGGCCUGGUUCGCUAUGCGUUUAGGCUAUACUCGCAGUGUGGCCACAACAUCCAUCACUGGUCACGUUCUUGGAUUAGGUGACCGUCACCUCAGCAACAUUCUCAUGGAUAAUAUAUCAGGGGAGGUCGUUCACAUUGACUUGGGAAUUGCCUUUGAUCAGGCAUGUCAUACGUUGGGCAAGCUUCUUCCCGUGCCUGAACGUGUUCCCUUCCGUAUGACCCGAGAUAUGGUCGAUGGCAUGGGUAUUUCUGGGACGCAGGGAGUGUUCCAGCGCUGCGCUGAAGAAACACUUCGUGUCUUGCGUGAGCGCUCAGACGUCAUCAUGACCGUACUGGAAGUCUUCAAAUACGAUCCCCUCCACUCUUGGACGGCGAGUGAGUUCAAGUUGCAGCAAGUCCAAAGCAGUGCAAACACCGAUGCCAAUCAGGUACCUGCACCAGCAAUUACGCGUGCGGGGACUCGAGCUGGCGACAUCGAUCUUGACCUGGAUAGCGGGUCUGCGUCUGAAGCAGCGGAUCGUGCGCUGUCGUCUGUCUCCCGCAAGCUCAGCAAGGCCCUCAGCGUCGAGUAUGUCGUGAACGAGUUGGUAUCUGAGGCUACGGAUGUGGUCAAUCUCGCCACUAUCUUCGUUGCUCUACGCCGACAUGAUUCAUAA